Folsomia candida is the source of this 3122-nucleotide messenger RNA. RefSeq lists its product as uncharacterized. The transcript is spliced from 12 exons. Gene Ontology annotation, biological process: proteolysis. Gene Ontology annotation, molecular function: protein binding; serine-type endopeptidase activity. Lineage: Eukaryota; Metazoa; Arthropoda; Collembola; Entomobryomorpha; Isotomidae. The record is from RefSeq and is a predicted model, not a curated record. Bases 172 to 2466 code for a protein of 764 amino acids.
UGAAAUGAAAAAACCUUUGAUGUGAUAUCAAAUGCAUCCCGCACACGUUCUUUUUUUCUGUAAAUCUUUCACUGUACCGAAACAAAAAUAAAAUGGAGGACUACUCCUUCUAAAAAGUGUACAAAUUUUCAUAUUAUUUAACUCCACAUAAGUUUUUCAAAAUUUCAAAAUAUGAAGGUUAAACUACAAGAUAGUCAUUAUCUUCUCAGCAAAUUAUACUUCUCGACCAUUUUUAUAACUUUGUUUGGCAUUAGUUUCACUCAUUCAGCCUGCCACACUUAUCACUACACUCCAGAUGACUGCGGCCUAAUUGAAGAAAUACCGGGCGACACUCGGACGCAAAUUCCAUGGACGGCGGGCAUCUAUCUAAAAACCGUGGGGGGCGGAUUUGCCCUCCACGCCACGGGAACUAUCCUCUCUCCAACCACGAUCCUCACCGUGUUCACGUCUCCGCUAGAAAAACUUGCGAAAAGGAUAAAACCCGGGAGAAAUUCGGGUCCUGAAAACUUUUUAGUCGGGGUCGGUUUACGUUCCGGAAAUUUGAGUGGACACCACGCCGAUAAACACUCACAAUUUGCAGAGGUUUCCUUCAUCGAACCCUACAUAACACAGGAAAGUUCCCAGAGAGACUUUCACUUUGUCAUGUUUCACUUAAAAACUACGCUGGAUUUCUCGACCCCCUUCGUCAAAUCGAUCUGCCUCCCGCACUUCCAACUUGGGCGGAACCCCGGCGGAAAGGGGGAAUUUUUACAUGGCGGUUUCCUCAAAUUGAAACAGGCGGGAAAUAAAGGCGGGCUUUUUCCCGGCGAGGAUGACGCCGGGCUGCAGGUCCACUUCGUCCAGACCGUCAUGGGCUACAAUUGUGUCAAAAGUUAUGAAAAAUAUUACGGCGGCGGCGUCUUUCCCGUCGGAAUGUUUUGUGCCGUGAUGCCUCCCCCAGUUCCAAAUUCUGGAAUCUCUCCACCGACCGGAUGCCUAAUGCAGGGAAGCGCCGUAACGACAAAAAUCGGUCAUCAAUAUUAUCUCGCCGGUCUGACGACGUACGUUCGCGGCCGAAAAGGUGGCCUCUGUCGAAACGACACCGUCUACUUCAACUCCAGACUCUCCACGGCCAAUGAAUGGAUCGAAAAAAGCUUGAGGUGCAGCCCAUUCAGUUUUUCCUGCUUCGACGGGACCUGCAUCCCCCUCGAAUCGGUCUGCAAUUCGGUUCGGAACUGCUUGGAAGACACCGAUUCGGACGAGCAUGACGUUCUCUGCGACAUAAACCGCACCUGUGGAGGGGACCCUUCCCUCCAUCAGUGCAAUUUGGGCGGGGGCGGAUGCAUUUCCAAGCAGCGGAUUUGCGACGGCGUUCGAGACUGUGACCAAGGUUCGGAUGAAAGCCCGAUUUUGUGCAAUAGGGAAAUCAUCAUCGCAGGGUCGCGGAGUUCGAGACACAUUUCCAAAGAUAAUUCCCUCCCCCAGCAGCAACAUUGCCCAUCAAUUCACGAAUCAGACGGCGUCCAAAUCGAGUACGUCACCCUGAAUAGGAACGCCUUGGCAAAUUGCACUUUCAUUCCGGAAGGAACGUUUGCAAUUUCAAAAUGCAAACCCUUCCAUAAAUCAACACAAAUCCAGUCACGAUUAGAACAGCAAUGCAACGAAGAUGGAAAAUGGAGUGACGCAAACGUCAAAAUGCAGUGUGAACCAGAUUGUGGCAUCAUCAAUGAAAAGAUAACUUUCUCCGGGACAAAUUUCACCAAAAACGACGCCAUCGUCCUCCCGUGGCACACACUACUUUUCAACUUGGAUCGUUCCACGCAAAAAAUAAAAUUUGCUUGUGGAGCUACCAUAAUUUCGACAAAAUAUUUAAUCACUGCCGGCUCCUGCUUUGAGCCCAACGCGUCUCUCAAAUCUUUCAAAGUUGUGGGCGCCGCGGUGGGAAAAAAUUUCUCGGAAAAUUUGAACCAUGAUCGACCCUUCAUUACGGACAUUGACAACGUCUGGAGACCCGACGAAUUUGACAGAAAAUCCAGAUCCGCCGAUAUCGCCCUCAUCAAGCUCAAACGACCCUUACCGUUCGGUGCCUUGAUUCGCCCCGCCUGUUUCCUAGAUAAGUAUAGCAUCGAUAAUAAAAUCGCCGCACUUCCGAACAACCCUUCCGAACCUUCGAGCCUGAUUUCCUUUGCACAAACGGGUCUCCACAUUCACAACUUCCCUUCCGUCGCAGAAAUGGCAUGUGUCACGAAUACUUUUGGCGUCACGACGGCAGCCCAAUUCCAAUGCGUGGGGCACAAGCAGGGAAAUUCUGUCCGACAAGUUGACACCGGAGGUGCAUUCGUCACUCUGACCAAGACACGGUUUGGGUCCAGAUAUUCAUUAAAGGGAGUGAUGAGCUACGAAGAAAUCCAAGAUUCCGAACCCAUCAGUCAUUUCACAUCGGUGGAAAAGUAUCGUGCCUGGAUAGCGGAAAUUAUCGCGUAUUAAUUAAUUAAUUAAUUAAUUAAUUAAAUUUUAAUUAAUUUUAUUACCACAGAAGCCGUGGGGACAUUUCCAUUGGAAGGGGGGCAGAUGAUGAGGACAUCAAAUAAUCAUGGGGACAUUUUCCCCACACUUCUGCGGCCAUUGAUCAAACGUGGUCUACUUAUUUAUUCAUUUUCGACUUUUUAAUCCCACAAGUUUUAAGCAAACUUUUGUAAAUCUCAAAUUAUUUUCUCAAAUUACAAUUUUUGCCUCAAUAUUUUUAGGUUUUCAGAAAUAUAAAUGCUUUAAUCAUUUAUAAAAAAUCCUCAUUUUAUUUAAAAAAUUCCAAUGUUUCUUGGAGAAAACGCUUCCUUUAUAACAAAAAUGGUACGCGAUCUAGAUUUUCAUUUAAAAUUUAAUAAAUCAUAAAUUAAAUAAACGGCGUCUAAUUAUUAACAAAUAAUUCGAAAAUAUUUUUUUUGUAAAAAAAACUAUUUUCACAUGAAUUACAAUUACUACAACUUUUUACUCUUAUCACAUUAGCUCCACCGUGAUAACUUCCCUUAUCUUUCUGACUAUAUUAAGAGGUGAAAUCCCUUUAUGUCUUGUCUGUCCGUCCAUCUGUGUCCAUGAUAAGUUUAGAACGGAUUCGAAUUUCGACAUGAGGUUUUGGCCAACGU